GUCAUAAACCUACAUUAGAAUCUGACAGCAGUGUUUUGCAGCUAAUCCUUAUGCGACUAACAUUAUAAAAUCGUAUUGUUUAAAAUCUUUAAUAUUGAUUUAUUUAUUGCUAGAUUAAAAAAAGAAUAGAAAAAAGAUGUCGGGCAAAGAUCGGAUCGACAUUUUUCCUUCUAGAAUGGCUCAGACCAUUAUGAAGGCCCGUCUGAAAGGGGCUCAGACCGGACGUAACCUGCUGAAGAAGAAAUCUGAUGCCCUCUCCAUGCGCUUCCGACAGAUCCUGAGGAAGAUCAUUGAGACCAAGACGCUGAUGGGGGAGGUGAUGAGGGAAGCCGCUUUCUCUUUAGCCGAAGCCAAAUUCGCCGCUGGAGACUUCAGCACUACGGUGAUCCAGAACGUGAACAGGGCCCAGGUCAAGGUCAGAGCCAAGAGGGAUAACGUCGCAGGUGUGACUCUACCUGUGUUCGAGCACUACCAGGAAGGGGGAGACAGUUAUGAGCUGACUGGUCUAGCCAGGGGCGGUGAGCAGCUCUCCAGGCUGAAGAGGAACUACGCUAAAGCUGUGGAACUGCUGGUGGAGUUAGCCUCCCUGCAGACCUCCUUCGUGACCUUGGAUGAAGCCAUUAAGAUCACCAACCGCCGUGUGAACGCUAUCGAGCACGUGAUUAUCCCGAGGAUCGAGCGAACCCUCACCUACAUCAUUACUGAACUGGACGAGAGAGAACGAGAAGAGUUCUACAGGUUAAAGAAGAUCCAGGAGAAGAAGAAGCAGCUGAAAGCGAGGACCGAGCUGGAAAUGGCCGAGCGCCUGGCCAAACUGGGUCCCAUCGCCGAGCCGGUCAACAUGCUGACCGAGGAGAACGACGAAGAUCUGCUCUUCGAAUGAGACGCAGAUUCAUCCACCCCACACACCCACCUACCGACCCGUUAAUAUUUAUUCAGUGGAAAAGAGAAAAAAUCACGUGUUUGUGUGUAAAUGUUGUUGUUUAUUUUUGUUUCCAGUUGUGUUGAGUAAAGCAUGAAGUUGUACAUACGGUUAUUGGCCACUUUAUGAGCUACACCUGACGUAUAGAUGUGCUUUAGGUUCAGGUACUGACUGUAGGUUGUCGGUUGGCCUUUUACCUGCACCGCAAUAGGUACUGGUUGCGGUACUGCACGGAGACGCUGCAGUGAAACUAACACAGUAUUGACGUAGUUGUGUGUGUGUACUGGUGCAGCAGUGUUGUUGGGAUUUGUCAGUGCGUGUUAGGUGCGUCUCUAUGCCCGGUGUAGGUCAUGAACUGGCCGAUGAGUGUAUAUAUAUAUGACAGGUGUACCUAAUAAAGUGUGCAGAGCAGGCACGGUUGGGUCACGCCGACACAGAUCACCGGUGACGUUCUUCAUUAAAAUAUGAAUAUAAAUGUUCUGUGUGAGUGAUUUGUUGGUGUCGAUUGGAUAUAAUGUGUACAUUUAUCAAACUGAGCGACAUUAAAAGAUCAUUCCAGAA
Molecule: messenger RNA, 1483 nt
Organism: Trichomycterus rosablanca
Lineage: Eukaryota; Metazoa; Chordata; Actinopteri; Siluriformes; Trichomycteridae
Gene: atp6v1d
Product: ATPase H+ transporting V1 subunit D
Exons: 9
Coding region: 137-883 (248 amino acids)
Cellular component (GO): proton-transporting V-type ATPase complex
Molecular function (GO): proton-transporting ATPase activity, rotational mechanism
Source: RefSeq, a predicted model, not a curated record